AUGUCGUUACACUCUAUACUUCAUCACGAACUGACCCCCGGUGCUGGUUCUUCUGCAGCACUAUCGGCAGCGAGUCCUAGAAAUGGAGUCUCAAGGACAUCACGAGAAGGGCUUAAUCGUCAAACAGAAAAUGGAGAACCUCUGGUACCGCAACACACCGUCCCCUCUCCCGAGGACAUGCAGCGUGUAUUCGAUGUAGCCCCGUUGAAUGUUACUAAAAAGAGCCGCCGCCUGGCCACAACUACGCUUAUUGUCGCCUGUAACCUUAUGCAAAUGAUUUGCAACAUGAUAGGUAUAGCUGGCGGACUGGUGAUUAGUGAAAGGCUUGGUGUGUCGGGCGUGCACGCCAAUUGGGUUGGUGCUUCUUAUGCUCUUACGCAAGGAACUUUCGUCCUCGUCAGCGGUCGUUUUGGGGCCGUAUAUGGGCAUAAGAACAUGCUCCUACUAGGGAGCUUACUCCUCAUCAUAUUUACUUUCGUGUGCGGAUUCUGUGAUAACUUCAUAUCAUUUAAUGUUAUGCGAGCGAUAUCCGGGAUUGGAGGAGCCUUUAUCAUGCCGAAUGCCGUUGCUAUGAUCGGCAUCACCAAUCCGCCCGGCUUCACGAGGAACUUGAGUCUGGCCUUCUUCGGCGCAUCUGCACCUAUAGGGGGUUACAUCGGCGGCCUCAUCGCAGGGGGAUUCAUCGAACAUGCAUAUUUAAUGUGGAUGUUUAUAUUCAUUUCAGCUAUGAGCUUGGUAGCCACGGUGGCCUUAUGGGCUCUUCUUCCCCGAGAAGUUCCCGUCGACCGUGGUGGGAAGAUAGACUGGAUCGGAUCCUUUCUCUCCUUAACUGCCUUGAUUCUCUUUAACAUCGUAUGGAAUCAAGCACCAGCCGUGGGAUGGUCAAACUCCGUAGUCAUAGCCACGCUUGUCGUGUCUGUUGCUCUCUUUAUUGGAUACUAUAUCUGGGAACAUUACUUUGCAUCUGAUCCCAUUAUGCCAUUGAGCAUCUUUAAGGCGCCAUCUUUUACGCCGUUAAUCUUUGUGGUCCUUCUCAACUUCAUGGCAUGUGGUUGUUUGCUCUGGUAUACAGUCCUAUGGCUACAAGAGAUCCGUCAUUGGACACCAAUGCAGUUUGCCGUAGGCUGGACACCUUUUGGAAUUGGAGGUGCCGCUGCUACUUUCUUAGCAGCCUACCUCAUCCCGCGAGUGUCGGCGCAAUGGAUCUUAGCAAUGGGUGCUUUCUGCAUGCUGAUAGCAAACCUCCUGAUUGCUACCAUGCCAGAACAGCAAUCCUAUUGGUAUCAAGUUUUUCCGAGCACCAUUUUGAGCUCAUUAUCACCCGACUUGACUUAUACAGCAGCGCAAAUUAUUACCAGUAACUCGGUUAAUCGGAAGCAGCAGGGUGUUGCGGGUUCACUUACAGGAUCCUUACUCCUAUACGGGACUGGACUUGGGCUCGGAUUUGCGGCGACCGUAGAGUCGGAAGUUACCAAGAGACACGGCAUGGUAGCAGGCUUCCGAGCGGCUCUAUACUUUGGAGUAGGCCUUUGUGUCGUAGCAUUGAUACUUGACAUUUGCUUUGUAAGACUCGUACAUGAUAACCGUGAGGGUUGGGAAGAUCCUGCAGAUGCAGACCCAGCCGAUGAUGUUGCAGCGCCAGUGGCAACAGGAGCAGAGUUACGAGAACUUCGACCGCAGUUGGAGCAGCGUUGA
Messenger RNA from Daldinia childiae, 1695 nucleotides. RefSeq lists its product as uncharacterized. Gene Ontology annotation, cellular component: membrane. Bases 1 to 1695 code for a protein of 564 amino acids. Gene Ontology annotation, molecular function: transmembrane transporter activity. The transcript is spliced from 4 exons. Lineage: Eukaryota; Fungi; Ascomycota; Sordariomycetes; Xylariales; Hypoxylaceae. Gene Ontology annotation, biological process: transmembrane transport. The record is from RefSeq and is a predicted model, not a curated record.